AUGCGGCCGCAACGUAUAUUAGGGUCCAAGAAAGGAUUCUACAAAGUGUCGUAUGCGCCGCUGAUUGAAAAUGGAGCGCCGCCACAGGAGACAGGUGAGAUACCUUCUCCGGAAUGGGUGCCAAGAUCGAGUGUCCCUCAGUAUCUGAUCGACACCUGGCGCGACUUUCGCGCCCAGCGGCGUGCAUAUAAGGAGGCGAUGCUUGCUAAGCAAGAUAACAAAGCAGAGACCGUGAGCAUCGAUGUACAGGCUGUGGCACCGCCUACCAGUGUCGUACAGGAGCUGCAUCAACCGGCUGCACCGCCAUCCGUGGAACAGACCGCUGAGCCAACGAGCCAUGCCCAGGAAUCAGAGACGACCGAGUUCGGAUUGCACAAACCAAGACAAGAGGCACUGCGCGUGUUUGCAAGAAGUAUGCAUGGAAAGAACGAUGUACAGACUAUGGAGCCUGGCGCUGACCAUGACGAAACGAUGGAGCAACUUACAGAUGCGUCCUCUCCGAAGCAUUCCCGGGACCAGAGCCAUGAGCCAGUAGUUUUUGUCGCUACGGGCGGUGAGUUGCCCGGAACCACUACACCGAUUGCGGAGAUCGUUGGGGAGGUGCAGCCAGCAGAGGCAGCACUGCUCGAGCCGCAUCUUUUGUUGCGAGAAGACGCACGAGAUACAAUGGCAAAUCCACCAGCAGCUCCGCUGGUGCCAUCCGAGCCCCAUGCUUCUACCCAAGAGCCUGGCGCCGCGCCUGGCCGCCGAAGCGCGCGCGUUCCCGAGAAAGUACACACGAGCGAAGAGGACCGUGCGCUGAGCCAUGACGAGCUGUUGUACACUACAGCUAGCCUCCGUAAUGAUUUGGUCAGGCAUCGGGAGAUGGCGGACGAAAUAAAGAACAUGUACGCCGAUGCGUCCACAAAGGCCGCCGAUGCUGUCAUGCAAUCCAAAAGAUUUGAGGAGGAGAACAAGCAGAUGGAACAAAAACUUUGCAACGACCUGCGUAUGCGCGAGGAAAUGGACUAUACCCAUAAAAAGAUGCUCAUGGACGAACUCGAACAAACCAAAACCCAACUUGCGAUUCUGUUGGCACGCGAUGCCAACACUGGGGAUGCGGCGCGCCACAAGGCAGUGCUAUGGGAUGAGGAACAGGAACGAAAACGAAAACGCGAGAAAUUGGCCAAGAAGCUCGCUGGAGAGCAACACAGUGUGAUCGAGCCCGUGGUAUCAGCACAGCCAUCACCGCCCCCAGCGAUGCGUGACGCCUUAGUCGACGAACUCGACGAGCUUGCUGCUGAAGCUGCUGAAUCAGGUGCCCCAUCUGUGCUUUUGGGGAAACGCUCGCGCUCGCGCCGUGUCGAACCUGAGGCAGACAGCACGCUCCUAGCCGCGGCGUCCUUGGAAAACCAUGCACUUCCCACGGCAUCAGCAGCAUUAGAAACCCCACUGUCCACGACGCAUGUUACCAUUCCUACCAAAGAGACAGAACACCGCCAUAUGGAGUUGCAGCGCGAGAUACCCUACGAUGCGCCCGAGUACGAGCCCGGCUCUCCCCGCUGGAAGCGCCGCAAGCGUGCAUUUUCCCCAACUCCGCCAUCUGUAGCGCCGUAG
Molecule: messenger RNA, 1596 nt
Organism: Malassezia vespertilionis
Lineage: Eukaryota; Fungi; Basidiomycota; Malasseziomycetes; Malasseziales; Malasseziaceae
Exons: 1
Coding region: 1-1596 (531 amino acids)
Source: RefSeq, a predicted model, not a curated record